This is a messenger RNA of Lutzomyia longipalpis, 2244 nucleotides long. RefSeq names its product zinc finger protein 765-like. The transcript has 2 exons. The record is from RefSeq and is a predicted model, not a curated record. NCBI's taxonomy places the organism in Eukaryota, Metazoa, Arthropoda, Insecta, Diptera, Psychodidae. The coding region runs from base 112 to 1161 and encodes 349 amino acids. Gene Ontology annotation, molecular function: DNA-binding transcription factor activity, RNA polymerase II-specific; RNA polymerase II cis-regulatory region sequence-specific DNA binding. Gene Ontology annotation, biological process: regulation of DNA-templated transcription.
GUUGUAAAAAAACAACAUUUGACGUUAAAAACCUUUGAUUAUUCUUCCCAAAUUUUUCUUUUAACUUCCUGGACAGUUUUAAGAAACUUUUACUUCUAAUUUAAAAGAAUUAUGUGCAAGAUAUUGAUUUAUGGGUGUCAGGGUGUUAAUAACCAUACCAUAAAAGAUGGAACAACAAUUGUUUUUUGCCGAAGAAAUGGUGAUGCCACUUUGGGAGGCAUUCAGUCGGAGAUUAUCAUUCCGCAUGAUAUCCUUCCGGAAACGAAGGAAAUUAUCUUCAUGCCCUACAUUAAGGAGGAGGAAACAGAGGAACGACUUGAUGAGCCCCACUCAGAGACGGUUGAAGUGAUUCCUGAGUAUUCAGAUGAUGAUGAUGAUGAUUACGAUAAUGAUUAUGAAGAUACGCAGCCCAUUAAGGAGAUAAAGCAGGAAAAAGAGGAAGUGCCUACGCGGAAGACCAGAUCCGUAAAAUGUACAAAACCACUAAAGAAGAAGCGCCGAAGGACAUCCGGAAGCAUCAAGAGGGAGGAUAUUGAUUUUGUAACGGAAAAUGGGAGAUUGAAGUGCAAUCAAUGCGCGAAAACACUCAAAACUCAGCGAAGCUUCCGGAAUCACAUUAAAUUGCACCGGAGGCGGAAGUAUGAGUGUGAGCACUGUGGACGGGGCUUUUCGAGCAUUGAGAAACUAGAGCGACACAUGAGAGUCCACACAGGGAAGAAGCCCUUUAUGUGUGAACUAUGCUCCCGGACAUUUGACUACCGACACAGCUUGGACAUUCACAUGCGGAGUCACACAAAAGAGCGCCCCUAUUCAUGUCAUCUCUGCACCAAGACCUACACCACAAAGGGGAACCUCAAUCUCCAUCUACGUGCCCAUGCGGGUGUUAAGAUGUUCGUAUGCGAAGUUUGUGGGAAGGCGUGUGACACAAAGGGCAACCUCCGGAAGCACAUGGAGAUUCACAAUGAUGAACGUGUGUUUGAGUGCAAAAUCUGCCUGAAAACCUUCCUGCAUCCAGCAUCACGAGAUCGACACCUCAAAUCUCACACAGGGGAGAAAAAGCAUAAAUGCGACAUUUGCAAUAAGGCCUUUAUGAGGCGUGAUCAUGCAAACAACCACAUGGCCGUGCAUAUAAAGAAGAUUCAGCUUCAAGGACCAAGUUAGGAAAGAUAUUUCUUAGCAACGUCCUGUCAUUCCUUUGCUGACUUGCAGCAGCAAGUUCUGCUAUAUUGAGCGUCCCCCACGCCAACAAGGGCGCCAUCAUGUGGUGAACAUACUGAAACAUCAAACAGCAGCCAUUGCUGCGUAGCAACUUGAAGUUUAUAUUAGAUUGUCCAAUAUUUACACAGAUUUCUAACCUAAGUGUUGCGUACUCACUAACGGGCAAGCCGGAAUUGUAAAAUAUAGAUCCCAUGCUGGUCUCCGAUUUCGGGUAGAGCCACACAGAAUGAAAUGUUGCCGUGGAGGUGGAUUCUAUGCACUUUAUUACUUCAAUAUUUACAAGAAAAUUACACUAUUGAGUUCUAAUUGAGAGAGCUACUACUACGGUGCGUGUAGACGCGUUGACGGUUACCGUAGGAAGAGAACGAGUUCGUCGCGAAGAGCAACUCGUUGUGUUAGGGCGCUACAGAGAUGGCAGCAUUGACUGUCGCGUUCUACCACAACACUAAGAUAUUCACAUAAAUUCAGUAGAAUUUUGAUGUUCUGUCUUAUUCAUCCCCAUUGAAUGUAAUGGUAAAAAUGUUAGGUUAGAAAUCCGGAAAAAUAUUGGACAAACCAAUACAUUUUUUGAAUAAACUUUUCUUCCCGGAACGGUUUAAUGUGCUUCCCGUAAAGUGCCAUAAGAGUUUGGAAGUUGUAUAGUCAUCCUUCCCAUUGCAUCAGGAAGUUUUUAAGGGAUAUUAGGAAUCUCAUUUUUUACACCCGGUUGAUCCUUGAUGUCAUCUUUGGAUCAAAAUCUGAGUUUAAAAAAAAAUUCUCGCAAAUUGCAAAGAGGACUUAAAUGAACAGAUUUUGAUCCAAAGAUGACAUCAAAAAUCAGCCGGGAGUUGAAAAGAAACUUCCUAAAAUCCCUUAGAAUCUUCCUAAUGCAAUGAACAGUCUUCUUAAACAACUUCCAGGCACUUAUGGCACUUUCCGGGAAGCACAUCAAACAAUUCCGGGGAGAAAAGGUUAUUCAAAAAAUGUACAAAUUUCAAGUUGCUUUGCUGUGCGUUGAUUCAUAAAUAAAACGUUCUUUGCAAAUAA